UAUGACAGAUUAAAUUUCUCUAUUCGAUGAAAAUGAUGAAGACUUGGUUGCAGAUUAUGGAUUUGAGCCUUAAGAAAUAGAAGAAAAGAAUACAUUCUAACUUAAGCCAUUCUAAAUAGCCGAUUUCCCUCUUGAUUAGAAUCUUGUCUCAUUUGCAAUUAAUGAUCAUUGCAUUGUCUUUACAACUGAUAAAAAAAAGAUUUAUAGAUGGAGAUUCCUAAAUGAGGAUGGAUGUAUAGAAUUACCAAUCAAAACUGAAGUUGAAGGUGAUAUUACAGAUCAGAUUAUGAAAUUAAGUGGACAUGUAGGUAAACAAAUAGGAGGUGCUGUUCUCAAUACAGUUUCAAAAGUAACAAAACCUCUUUUUAAUGCAUCAAUGAAACGUUCAAAAAGAAUUGAUUCUGAAGAUGGAAAAUUAGAUUGUAUAUUCUUGGAACCUAAAGGAAAUCAUAUAAUUGUGGCUUCAAAUAAAGGGGAUGUCUAUCAUGCUUGUAAAGAUGAAGAAGAAGUUCGACUUUUAGAAGGUGUUGAUAAUUACAGCAUUCGUUUUUUCUUAUGGGGAGAAGGCUCUCUUUAUUCAUUCUCUAAUUGUAUUAUUAUAGCAUCAAACAAUAAAAUCUAUUCAUAUUCACUAAACUAUAACAAUGAUAAACUUAUGCAUACUGAAGUUUUGAGUAAAAACAUCUUACAAAUACCUGAAAUUGAAAAAAUUGUUGAUGUUAAAAAAGUUGUGAAAAACACUAUUCAUAUGAUCUUAAUUGUUACCGAUAAACAUAUCUAUAUAUUGAAUGGUACUAAAGAUCUUAAGAAACUCUUUUAAAAAUAUUAAGAAGCACCUGAUUUAUUUCUAAAAUCUAGAAUUGCUUUAAAAGACAAAUCAUAUAUCCCAAGAAUUUUUAUAGAAUAAUCAUCAAUUUUGUGGACUAACGGCAAUAAUAUACUUCUAUCUAACUAUUCUAUUUUAAUAGAAAAUUAAACAUUUUAGAAUUCAAAAAAACUUAAAAACUAUAAACGAUCAUCAACAGAAGAAGUUAAAUUGGAAUAACUAUAUGGUAUAGGACUUACAAAAUAUCAUUAUUAUCUUUUAACUUUUGAUACUUUGACUAUUAUAAAUUUACUCUCUAUGACAGUUGUAGCAUAUUUUGAUAUUAAUAUAAACUCUUCAGGAAAAGCCUUAGGAAUGUUAUAUGAUUAAGGUACUGAAUGUUUUUGGGUAUGGUGUACUAAUGGUAUCUUUAGAAUCAGUGUUGAAUUUGAAGACAAGGAUGCAUGGGAAUAAUUGUUAGAACUCAAAUCUUAUGAAGAAGCUUUGUAAGUAAAUAAAAAAUAUGAUUCUCCUUUUUAUGGUCAAGUAUUUUAUAUUAUAUAUAUUUCUUAGAUAUCAGGUAAAUAUGCAGAUAUACUAUUCAAACAAGCUUUAUAAUUAGAUCCAUAGAAACCUCCUAAUAAUGAAGACAUUCAAAAUGACAUUUCUGAAAAUACCUUUAUGAGAAAUAGACAUAAUAGAAGCACUAUGAAAGAUAGUCUAUUUGAUGAUAAAGUAGAAACGGUUCAAAUAUCUAGAGAAAUUGUAGAUAUGAAAUUACAACUAUAUGGAAAAGCAGCUCUAUAUUACUUUGGUAGUAAUAGAUCUUAUGAGUAAAUCAUUUUAUAAUAUGAAAUGGGAGAAAUUAAUUAUAAUAGAGAUGGUUUGAUAGGUAUAUUAUUUUAAUUAAUAUUACAAUAGAAUAUUAUCUUAAACCUAUGGCUGAUCUAUUGGAUAAAGAAUUAAAAUAAAUAGUAUUCAAAAAGAUUUUAGAACUUCUUAUGCUUUCAAUUACAAAUUAAGGAAUAAUAAAGUCUUUUUUAGAAUAAUAUAAAGCAGAUUUAGAAGUAGAUUCAGUGAUACCUACUUUAAAAGUUCAUGGAUUAACAUAUUUAGAGACUUAUUUUAUUGAAUUAAAAUAGGAUCAUAAAACAGUUGUUUAAAAUUUAUUAAUUUAAGAAGAUUAUAAAUCAGUAUAAGAGAAAUUAUCAUCUUUAAAUGAUAAUGAUUUAUUAAUUAAUCUAGUUUAUAAAUACUCUUAUGUAAUUAUGAAAUAUAAUACAUAAUAAACUUUAGAUUUAUUUAAGAAAAUUGAUGCUUUGGAUGCUUAAAAGAUGCUUUCAAUUUUAUUGGAUGUUCCUCUUAAAAGUAAAGAAUUAGCUAUUCAAUUUAUGUAAUAUUGUAUAUUUGUAAAAACUCGUAAAAUCACUGAUAUAAAUUUUAAUAAUUUAUAUCUUUAAUAUCUUGCAGAUCUUAAAAAGGUAGAAUAAAUUAUGUAUUAUAUUAAUGAACAAAUUAAUUAAAAUGAAUAAGGAGAAAAAUAUAAAUUUGAUUUGAAUUAUGCAUCUUAAUUAUUUGUGAAGACAAAUUUAUUAUAACCAUAUGUUUAUAUAUUGUAAAUGUUAGGUGAUUAUGAAAAUGCUAUUAAAAAGGCCAUAGAAAUAGAUCUAAUUGAAGAUGCAAAGAAUAUUGCAUUAAAAUGUGAAGACAAUAAUAAAUAAAGAUAACUUUGGAUUCUAUAAAUUAAAUUAAUGUUGGAGAAGGGUGGAAAAUAUGUUAGAUAGAUAGUUCAAUUAACUAGAGAAAUUCCCUUAAUUAAAGCAGAAGAUAUAUUGCCUUAUUUAACUUAAAAUAUUAAAUUAGAUGAUUUUAAAGAUGAAAUUUGUGAAACUUUAGAGGAAUAUCAUGAUUAAGUUGAAAAAUAAUAAAAUGAACUUGAAGGAUAUAUCAAAUCUAAUGAAAAUUUGAAAAAAUUAUUAUUGUAAACUAGUAAUAGAUAUAUUUUUGUAUCCUAAAAAACUAAAUGUGAAAAUUGUUUGAGAAAACUAUUUCAAGAAGAUUAUAUUAUUUUUGAAUGUUUACAUGGUUUUCAUAGAGAAUGCAUUUUAUAAUAUGUUAAAAGUAAUCCUACAGUAUUAGAUUAAAAAACUUAUUAGAGUUUGCUUUAUUUAGAAAAAUAAUUAAAUGAUAUUGAAAAACUAUAAAUUCAAACAAAUUAAAGUAAACCUGAUGAAUCAAUAUUUGGAUUUUUUACUGUUUAGAAUUAAAUUACUUUAAAUAAUUAAAGAAAUGCUAGAAAUGAAUAAUAAAAGAAAUAUUAAUAAGAAUUAAAUGAUAUUUUAUCUAAGGAUUGUCCUGUAUGUGGGAAUUUUAUAUUUGAUUAAGUUCUAUUACCAUUAGACAAUGAUGAGUAUAUAGAAGAGACUUGGUUUAUUUGA
This is a messenger RNA of Paramecium pentaurelia, 3243 nucleotides long. NCBI's taxonomy places the organism in Eukaryota, Ciliophora, Oligohymenophorea, Peniculida, Parameciidae. The record is from the annotation of a GenBank genome assembly.